AGAUUUUUGGUAUCAGCUGAACUUUUCUUAAUCAUUGAAUUGCUCAUGCUCCAUCCGCGCAGUUUCCUUCGGUUUAAAUUUUAUUGAUUUUAAUUCCACGCGUUUCUCCGGCGAGGAAGUCAAAAGCCAGUUGUUUGCUAAGUAACAAAAAUUUGCUUCAAGUAAAAUGGCCUAAAUUGUACAGUCUUUAGCGUUUGCCUUCUCAGCGGAUAAAUAAACCAGUGGAUAUGAUACUGGUGGUAAGUGGUAGCAUUGCUCUCCAUUCAUUUCCGUAAUUGAGCUUUUUAUUGCAAGUCUCUUCCUACUGACCAUUAUUUCCAUCAUUCCAAUAGAGUAAAAAAACAGCUAGCCGUAAUUUGCGUAGUGGACUUCUCUUAAUGGAUUAUUUAAUUGUGAUUCCCAGUUGCUUUGAUGUGUUUUCAUUGCAAUUGGUACAGUUCAUUUGAUUUUAUGAAUGAGUUCGGCGCGCGUUUUGUUGCACUUGUCGUUUAGUACCACCGUUUCCAUUCAGUAGCUCCAAGCUUAGACAGCAUUGUGGUUGAUGGUUGAUUUCGAAUGGAACACAAACACGCAUAAAUCACUCCUUACCGGUUGUCAUUUAAACAUCGGUCAUUUUUUCCUUUCCUAGUUAAAUAGGUUUCUUCUGCGUUGUCAAAACACCUGAGCAGGGAAGCCAAAUUUGUACAUUUUCAAGAAAUAAGGAGUACCGAAAGCCGUUAUUGUGUGGGUGGCAAACUUUUUUGAAUUACAUAGAGAUGCGACCGAUAUGUUUACCGUAGCCUUUACCCGAAAUAAUUAUUCACGCUUUUAUUACAAUGCUUUUUUAAAUAAGAUUGACGGAGCUUCAAAACGCCGAAACUAAAAUAUUCAUUUAUUGAGAAAUCGAACUAUAAAUUUUGAAAAUAUUUUACUUAACCUCAUUACCUGUGUUUAAAUUAUGCCUAAACCAAUUUUUAGUUGGGGGUUACGGUAUUGAUUUCUUGACUUGUCCUAAUUAUGCAAAAUUUAUGUUUUCAGAAGCAAUGGCUACUAACACGUCAAUUUUGCGAACAGAUAGCGAAACAUAAACUUGUCGAUUUUAACCAGCUGAGAUUUAUUGACGUUUGUUAUGGCGCACAUGUUGUGAUAGCAGCUUGUUCCCGCAUGUCACGAAUCAAUGGAAUUACUAAAAAGUCUGGUCAAACCUAAGAAGCCGCCCGAUAAAUUGUUUCCUCUAAUGGAUCUCUGGAACUGUUUUUGAAAACUUGAACAUUCUGAUUCGAGUUCUUUACUUAAAACUAUAAAUUGACCAAAACUGGUAGUCAGUUUUCACGGAAGCACUGGCUUGGAAGUUAAAAUUCGUAACUAAAACGUUGAUUAAUGUUAAUACUAAUCUUUGUUUCUAACACUCUUCCAGACAUAUCUUCUACAAGCCUUUAUUCGAUACACCGUUUCCAUCUAAUGUUGUAAAUGACAAUCAUGCCUUGCAAUCCAGCUUCCAAUCAUCUUCUCUCGGCCUUAUUAUUUGCUAUAUUACUCCUCGCAUUCCACACUGAAAGUAAAACUGACCACGUAGUCUCUGGAAUCUCCUGGAAAGUGAUCAAGCCACCCAGAACUGAACGCGGAAAUGAAACAUUCCAUUUAAUGGUUGGGUCAACAUUUGAAUACAAUUGGACAAUAAGAAUGCCCAUCGACACAACCCAAAAAUUGCCCAUCAUAAUUAUCAAAAAAGUGAAUGGCUCUAUAGAGAACGAAGUCACCUGGGAUAAGCUCAACAGUAACUGGUCACAGCGACUCCCUCUAUUGCCUAAUGUUAUGCGUAUGAAUAAUAAGGUGAGAGGUGAAAGUUGUGCAGAACAAGUUACUUAUUUUUUCACAGAGAUCAGGAAAGAACAGACUUCAACGAACAAGGAGUUGGGCUAUUUUGACAUCACCCUGAAGAUCCCACGAGUGGACAGGUCGUGUGAGCUGAAGUUUGAUUUAGUCAUUACGGACAGAAGUCCUAAAGUAGUGAUUAAUGAGGCCGUGAAGCUGAAAGCUUACGAAAAAGCCAAAUUCAGUCCAAGUGAAGUCAUUUUCAAAAUGAACAACACUGCAAUAGAAAUGGAAGUUGGAUUCGAAGGGUAUCCUCAGCCUAAAAUCCAAUGGUUUUGUCAGCGCUUCCUAGCUUCUGAGUCUUUCGAGAUGAGGGAUUUUACUGGGAAGACGAAACUCGUGGUCUCUUCCGACUUUCUGCCUUAUAAACAGUGCAUUAAUGUGAGCUGUACAAUUUCAAACAGAGUAUGCGAGGGGUAUGAUUUGGCUGAAAACCAGUUGUCUAAAGGUAACUCGACGUGUUAUUUACAUUCCGUUUCAUUGUGGCCUCAAAACAAGCCUUUAAGUAGCUUUCUAACAAAAUCAGUUCCAACUUCGAAUGAAGGCAAAACGCUCUCUACUCAUCAGAAUGAAUGCGUGGCCGAAAAUAAAUUUUGCAAACAUAUUUUUGCAGCUGAUUACUUGACUCCCAAAAUAAAUCGAGAUGUAAUACUAGAUGCAAAAAGUUUAUUGAGUGAGUUUGCCAAUGUAAUGACAUCUCUCUGCGAGGAGUUUACUCGGAACUUGACUUGCUCAUAUAUGUUCACCGACGAAACUUGCUACGACCAUGAUGUCGAAGAAAAUAAGUUCUUCCGUACUUUAUACGUGCCUCGACCGCGCUAUUUUUGCAAAGAGAAUUUGGUCUCUUGGCAACAAUUUUGCCCUAGAGAGUUUGUUAAAAGGUUAGCCAUUGACGAAAAACUGAAUCCUGAGCAUUGUACCGCGAAGUUUAAUUUUAAAACGCAAUUUCCCUCCAAACCUUGUUCGCCUGAACCAUCGAAUGGGGAUGGCGGACCUAGCUUGUGGCGCUAUACCCACAAGAAGAACAUCACAAUCACUGGGCGUCAGUGCAAAAGUUGGGCUGAAGCCGAGCAAUCUGAAUUUUACAACAAGUUGAAUGAGUUUAUGCCGCCAUCAAGUGACUUUGACAGGAAUUACUGCAGACAUGCAUUGACGAAGAAUCUCACCCAUCCAGGGUGCUUUGUGGGUAAAGGGAAUGAACUAGAGUUUGAGACUUGUUCUGUUGUGCGGUGUUCGUUAGACUUCAGGAUAGUUGCCGGAGGGGACGUGGCCUCUUUGCCGGGAAUUGGAAGCUGGAGACAGGACAGUCCCCUGACUGACAGGAAGCUCCUCUAUGCCACGCCCCUCUUGGCAUUUAUUAUCCUCAUGUUGCUUGCAACGAUUGCCUUUGUGUACUACAAACGUGCCUCUCGCAUAUCGCUCGUGCCUGUGUCUCCCGAGCUGCUCAAUACAGCAAAUGUGCGUCUACAUGCGAACCCAAAAUACGAGGACAAAGAAGCUGAUAAACCAUCACUCCAUGGUGCUCACAGAAACCAGGCUAGCAAUUCCGGCAAUCUGCUGUCGGAAUUAGUGAGACCUAACAGACAGCAGCAGCCAAUGGGAGUACCCCAUUCGAUAAGCAUCAAUUUUAAUAGGCAUAGUGUUCAUAGCAACCCAACGUCUACGCGACAUGAUUCGUUCACGAGUAAUGCGGGUAGCGAAAGAGGAAUGAACGCGUUGCGAACUUCGCCCUCAGUCGGAUCAGAAUUCGGCUUUUUCAGCUUUCCUACGAACGACUGUCCGGAGCCUCCGACAAUGUUUAAUACCUUCAGUAGAGUGAAUCACCAGACACUGCGCCAAAUUGAUCCGAGACUGGAGUAUGACAGAAAUUCAAUUCAGUACAAGUCUGACCUGGGUACAGGUGCCUUUGGACAAGUAUUUCACGCCGAUGUGACAGAUAAAAACAAUCCGGAGAAAAAAAUGGAGGUCGCUGUUAAAAUGCUAAAAGAUGUCAGGUCACUGGAAACUAAAAGGUCAUUCCAACACGAAGCACAACUCUUGGCUAACUUUAGUCACCCCAAUAUUGUUAAACUGAGAGGAGUAUGCUCGAAGGGACAACCGUUUUGCAUGUUGAUGGACUACAUGAAGUAUGGCGAUUUGAGGAAGUAUCUGGCCUCGUGUACUGGUGGUGGAUCAUCAGAUGGAACCAAACGACAAUUGACCCCAACCGAUCUUCUUAUGAUCAGUCAGCAAGUUGCAUCCGGCAUGUCGUAUGUGUCUGAGAGGAACUACAUCCAUCGUGAUCUGGCCACCAGGAACUGUCUGGUGGGCGAGGGUCUUGUGGUGAAGAUCACUGACUUCGGCCUGAGCAAGCAGCUGAAAGACGGCUGUGAGUUUCUCAUGUUGGAACCCAGUGAGGGAGUGGUUCCCAUGCGCUGGAUGGCCCCAGAGGCACUGUCAAUCGGAAGGUACAGUAGGCAGAGCGACGUGUGGAGUUUUGGAGUGCUCCUCUGGGAGGUGUUCACAUUCGCCAUGCAACCAUACUACGACAAAGAAUUGCAAUGCAUUGUAGACUUCGUCACAAACGGUGGAGUUCUAGAUCGUGUUUGCGGAACCAGAGUCAUCCCAGAAGAUGUGUACGGUGUAAUGGAGGAGUGCUGGAACUUUCAGCCCUCGAGGCGGCCUCCGUUCAGAACACUAUACGAGCAGUUGGACUCUCUCCUGAAAAAGUACACAGCUGCGGGACCUAUUCUACAGCCGCACAUGGGGUCCCUGGGAAGACAUCGAGUGUCCUCACAGAGAUUAGGAAGUGUGCGUCAUGGAUCUACGGAUCAUGGAGCUGAUCAUGUCCAUACAAACUCAUCAAUAUGUUGAGCCCCGGAUAGACCGGCGCAUCUUUUAUUUCCCUAAGUCGGGUCCAGAAAAGUCGGCUUCAAAUUUGUUCUGAAUGCAAACAAAAUGCUGCGCAGGAGAGCCACAAUUCUGGGCAUCUGUCGAAAAACGUUGGAAGUGACUCAUCAGAUUUCAGCUCAUAUCAUGACAAACUAAGCUUUUAAAAGAGUCGUCAAUUAUAAUUGAAAACUUGCAAAAAAUUCAGCGGAUAUCCCCUGGAUGGAAUACUAUUUAUAACGCGAUGAUUUGUACGGUUUAAUUUAACACAGCCAAGCUCUAGAAAGGUGACUGUGUCAUUUGCAGUGUUUUUGGCUCCGUUGUGUUUAUAAAUCAGAUAUUCUAAUCAAAUUAGGCCCUUUUACAUUUUCGUGCUUUCGUAUGUAAUGCAAUGGAGUAAGUUAUGUAGGAAACCUGUGCAGUAUACAUCAUAUUUAAGGUGUUUUUCUCGAGGAAGGAUCCUUUUGAGUUUUUGAGCUUUACAGACCUUUGCUUAGUUUAUGUUUGCUUUGUAGUUUUUGUAUGUAUUUAUUGUUCAGUUGAAGAUAUUGCUCCGUUCAUAAAAAUUUGCUUAGUUCAAUCGGGCAUUCACAAGGGUACAAAAAUUAUUUUGUUUCUUGAUCUAAUUUUCCAUUCGUUAAGUUGAGUAUUUAUUUAUUACUUGCUGUUUGUAACAUUCCAUUCAUCGUUAAGACAUUCACCCUAAAAGCAAUCAGACUGCCUUUUUCUUUAUACGCUAAACACUGAAAUUAGAAAAAAGUGCGUUCAUUUCUUUAGACUCAGAAUAAUUAGUUCUAAAUGUGUUAAGUUUGUGCAGUAUUUUGAAAUACCAAGAGUUAGAUGAAUAAAUCAAAGUUUGGUAGUCGAGCUGCUAUGAUGUCAAAAAUAAAUGAAAUUUAGUUAAGUUAUAAAUCCAAAAUGUUAACUUGUUCAGUUGUUGUUCGGGCAAUAUUUAUUUGUAAAAGCGUAGUGCAAAUCAGAAAGUUCUAUUUUUGUUUUCUAUAUUAAUCUUUAGCACCGGGAACCUUGUCAAAACUUGCCCCCACAUACAUGCGUAAAAGAUGGGAGAAAUUUAUGCUAGGCAAAGACCGGAGUUGGAGCGCUUUUUCGUUGGUGGUUUCAUAAUAUGAAAUGUGUUCCGUUGUAGCAUGGCUAUUAAAUUGAUGCGUGCCGCCAUAUAAUCAUAAGGUUUCCUGUGCUGUGCUGUUUAUGAUCCAAGAAAUUGACCCUUUUUCUACAUCCUUGUCUCAUCUCUCAUCAUCCGUCUGUUGAUCGAUUGCAAUUACAGACCGCUUGAGUGCAUAUUUUAAAUUGCAUAUUCCAUAUUCGCUGUUGUCAAUAUUUUGAAAUCCGAAAAUUCAAAUAAAAAUUGUCUUUA
Molecule: messenger RNA, 6100 nt
Organism: Symsagittifera roscoffensis
Lineage: Eukaryota; Metazoa; Xenacoelomorpha; Acoela; Convolutidae
Product: muscle, skeletal receptor tyrosine protein kinase-like
Exons: 4
Coding region: 1450-4707 (1085 amino acids)
Biological process (GO): positive regulation of phosphatidylinositol 3-kinase/protein kinase B signal transduction; multicellular organism development; positive regulation of kinase activity
Cellular component (GO): plasma membrane; signaling receptor complex
Molecular function (GO): transmembrane receptor protein tyrosine kinase activity; Wnt-protein binding; ATP binding
Source: RefSeq, a predicted model, not a curated record